This is a messenger RNA of Haliotis rubra (blacklip abalone), 1029 nucleotides long. Its product is annotated as matrilin-2-like. Gene Ontology annotation, molecular function: calcium ion binding. The record is from RefSeq and is a predicted model, not a curated record. The coding region runs from base 1 to 1029 and encodes 342 amino acids. NCBI's taxonomy places the organism in Eukaryota, Metazoa, Mollusca, Gastropoda, Lepetellida, Haliotidae. The transcript is spliced from 5 exons.
AUGAGAAUAUUGGAAGAAAGAAGGGAGGAUGAGAAUAAAGAGAAGGAAGAAGGGAGGGUGAGAAUAAUGAGAAUAAAGAAGGAAGCGGAGGGUGAGGAUAAAGAGAAGGAAGGAGGGAGGGUGAGGAUAAAGAGAAGGAAGAAGGAUGAGGAUAAAGAGAAGGACGAGAGCGGGAUAAAAGAGAAGGAAGAGGGAGGGAGGUUGAAGGAUAAAGAGAAGGACGAAGGGAGGGUGAGAAUAAAGAGAAGGAAGAGGGAGGUUGAGGAUAAAGAGAAGGAAGAAGGGAGGGUGAGGAUAAAGAGAAGGAAGGAGGGAGGUCAGUCUGGGGAUGGGGCUCGGUCAGGCAAACUGGACAACACUGAUCCUUGUGCUCGUAAUCCUUGUGCUAAUGGAGGCAGAUGCGAGUCAAAGGGCAGCACCUACAACUGCAACUGUCUUCCUGGUUUCACGGGUCGGAACUGUACAGAUUGCACUCAACAGCCACAAGACAUCCUCAUCAUGGAAGAUGUAUCUCGCUCCGUCGGCAAAGAGUCCUUUGAAGAAGUGAGACGAUUUGAACAAAGUUUGCUAAGUCCUUUCAAAAUUAACGUUGAUGCUGAUAGCGUUGCAUAUAUGGUGUUUUCUGCAAACGCCAGAGUGGUAUUCAGUUUGAGUGAAUACAGCAACAGUAAGUCAAGCGUUCUGGCAGCUCUCAAGAACGAGGCAUACGAGAGCGGGACUGAGACGGACAUUGUCGAGGCUAUCAAUGUGGCUGUUAAUUCAGUUUUCACACUGUCAGAAGGCGACCGACCGAAUGCUACCAACGUGGUCAUCAUGUUCACAGAUGGGUUCGAUACAGAAACGAAAAGGGAGGUUAUCGAUGACAAUAUUAGUCGACUGCAUGCUAAAGCAGAGGUAUUUGUUGUUGCUCUCUCUGAUGUGAAGGCCAAUUCCACUGUCUACAGCCUUGCUUCAAAACCUGGUAACAUCUUCCAGAUUGGUUCCAAUGCUGGAGUUAGUUCAAUCCAGACAAGGCUGAAGAGUUGCUAG